AUGAUUAAUGACCUUUUCUGCAACAAGUUACCACAAACAUUUCUCGUUACCUUUACCACGACCUUUCCUGUGACCUUUUCCUCGACCAUUUCUGUGACCUUUCCUGUGACCUUUGCCACGGUCUUUCCCCUGACCUUUGGCAUGGUCUCUCCCAUGACCUUUGCCACAACCUUUCCCAUGACCUUUGCCACGGUCUUUCCCCUGACCUUUGGCAUGGUCUCUCCCAUGACCUUUGCCACAACCUUUCCCAUGACCUUUGCCACAACCUUUCCCAUGACCUUUGCCACGGUCUUUCCCCUGACCUUUGGCAUGGUCUCUCCCAUGACCUUGGCCACAACCUUUCCCAUGACCUUUGCCACGGUCUUUCCCCUGACCUUUGAUUUCGCCGACCCCACUAUAGACCUGGAGAACACGACAGUGAAGGAAGGCGAGAACCUGACAGUGCGCUGCAACGUCUCAGGGGUCCCACAGCCAUCUGUCCGCUGGCUGCUCGAGGGCCUCAAGUCCAAUUACUCUGUCCAGGCCCUGAUCGUGGCAAAGGUGGGAGAGGAGGAGGCUUUCCGCCAGAAGUUGGCCUCCUCGGCUGCCAGGAGGAGGCAGCGCAAGCAGCCCAUUGGCACACGGACAGAGCCGCCAUCUCCUGUUCCCUCAGGAGAGGGGAGUGCGGCGUCGCCAGCGAGCGAGGGUGGAGACUGGGUGCUGGAUGCCAGUGAGGGCGAGCUCUACCACAAGACGAACCCCGGCCUCGUCGUGGAACAGGAGGAGGAGGCAGUUUCCGAGAAAGAUAGUGAGCUCGGAAACCACUCAGACCAGGUGUCCAAAUUCGAGGUUCCCAGCCCCGAUUUCAGCUUCCUCGCGGACGAGCAUUUGGAAGUUUACAUCUCGGCUUCCGAGAACCCGAGUCACUUCUGGAUCCAGAUCCUGGGCUCCAGGUGCCUCCAACUCGACAACCUGACCUACGAGAUGUCUCGGUAUUACAGCGGUUUCAGUGCGACGGGGGAGGUCUUCACCCCGAAGCUGGGUGACAUUGUGGCAGCCCCUUUCCAGGGAGACAACGCUUGGUACCGGGCGCGCGUGGUGGGCUUCCUGGAGACUGGCAAUGCCGACCUCUACUACGUGGAUUAUGGAGACAACGGCGAGAUUCCGAUUGGGAAGCUGCAGAUCCUGAGGAGUGAUUUCUUGAGCCUCCCAUUCCAAGCUGUGGAGUGCAGUCUCGAUGGAGUCCAGCCAGCCGGGGAGGAGUGGUCGGAUGAAGCGAUGAACUGUUUCGACAGCCUCACCUACUGUGCCGAAUGGAAGAGCCUACUCGCUCGGAUUUGUAGCUACUCGCAGAGUGGGGGUGUCACCAGGCCACAGGUGAAGCUCUUCGACCGCACCCAUGACAAGAACCUCGACAUUGGGGAAGAGCUGAUCCGGCUGGGGCACGCGGUCCGAUGCUAUCAAACUGUGGGAGCUGCGGCUGGAGACUGCCUGGAGACGGCUGGCAAAUCCACCACGACGUCUCUCCAAACGCUGCUGAAUGAUGUGGCUGGAGGAUUGGAUGGGCGCCUGCUUUCUGAACUGUGUACUAGGAGCGGCGAGGAGCAGUUCUCGACAUGUUGGCAGACUCAUUCAGGUGUGUGACAGAGCGUCAGGAGGACAGACACCAGCACGCCCUGCAAAUGCCUGGGAUGUACAGCUCAGACCAGAGUCGUGUUGGGAGGUUAAUUCUUCUGUUUGUUUUCGAGGCCUUAAACCUGACUGGCCGCGUUCAGGGCUGGUGGAAGGGAAAGGUUAUCCACUGGGAUUGGGUGGGGAAGCAAUUCACACACACAUGCCCCAGGAAGGCUAGUGUCUACUUCAACAGCAAUACAAUGUGUCUGAGCCCUGCUCACUGCUGCAGUGAGAAUGGGGAGAGUCCUGUACAACACAGCAAACUCUCGACAAAAUCUCUCGAGGACCAUGUUCAGAUUUACAGUCAAGAUUUGCUCCACUUUCAUACUGACUGAGUGUGUACUCCCCUGCCCUCUCUCUCUCUCUCUCCCCGCCUCUCUCUCUCUCUCCCCGCCUCUCUCUCUCUCCCCGCCUCUCUCUCUCUCCCCGCCUCUCUCUC
This is a messenger RNA of Carcharodon carcharias (great white shark), 2092 nucleotides long. Its product is annotated as tudor and KH domain-containing protein-like. Gene Ontology annotation, biological process: spermatogenesis. The transcript is spliced from 10 exons. NCBI's taxonomy places the organism in Eukaryota, Metazoa, Chordata, Chondrichthyes, Lamniformes, Lamnidae. Bases 1 to 1623 code for a protein of 540 amino acids. The record is from RefSeq and is a predicted model, not a curated record.